Molecule: messenger RNA, 3009 nt
Organism: Capronia epimyces CBS 606.96
Lineage: Eukaryota; Fungi; Ascomycota; Eurotiomycetes; Chaetothyriales; Herpotrichiellaceae
Exons: 1
Coding region: 1-3009 (1002 amino acids)
Molecular function (GO): ATP binding; ATP-dependent chromatin remodeler activity
Source: RefSeq, a predicted model, not a curated record
AUGGUCCAAAAGCCGGACCCAGGUUCAUCGCCGGCCCGAGACCCCAACCAUGAGAAUGGUGGUCCGAAAUCUAUGCUUGAGAGCAUUUACAGUGUUGAGUCUCGAGUCGAUGUCCCGCGCAAGAAGCUCAAAUUGAGUACGGAACCUGAAUCGCAGAAACUCAGUAAGCCGAGCACGUUUUCACACCGCCCCACGCCUGGCAUCGUGGGUGAGUAUAUGCGGCCGGAUCCCGAAAAGGCCUCUGACGCCACCAAAAACGACCUGGUGGAUCUGACAAAUGACGACGACGACGCCGACGAUGAUAUCGAAAUUGUGGCCUCGCGGACAGUCGACGAUCAGGAGGUCUGCUACGGACACAUUGCCACCACUGCUUCAGCAUAUCUCAUCCCAAAGCCUAAAGCUGAAUCCUUGCUUCAUCGGGAGAAUGAAUGGCCUGUGAUGAAAUGCACUCUGGUUCGUACACCCUCCAAAGAUACGGUCAUUGAUGUGGUAGAUCCCUGGAACACAACAUUCGCGAAGGUGGACUCGGAUUUCGCCGCCGCACUGGCGCCUGCGAUGGAUGGCUUGAAGGGUUUCCGGACGCAAUCAAGACUAGUGAACCGUCGAAAGAAGCCAGAUGAAUGGGCUCACCAGCCCUGUUCGGAACAGCUGAAAAUGGUUGUCAAUCUGUAUGGACGACGAGGGGACGUGGACAAGGUUGGAAAGCAUUUUGGACAGCACAACUUCUGGCUCCGACCACCAAUGGCGCCCGAGCCAGGAGUGCCGAUCGUCAAUCCCCAUGCGCAGAGAUAUGCUCUUACGCCGCCCGUCCGCAGCGGCCCAGGGCGGAUUCUGCCAGACACGCGCACGUUGGAAGAGGCGACCCAAGCCGUCUCCAAACUGUUUGACUCCUUUGCCAAUACCGCAGCCCCUUUGGCUGAGACCGAACCUCCAUCGACCAUAAUCACCACACCUCUGCUCAGUCAUCAAAAACAGGCACUCACCUUCAUGCUGAUGCAUGAGCGGCACAGAACGUUUGGAGCUGAAGAGUCGGAAAACUCGUCACUGUGGCGGCGCAAACAAUCAAAACACGGUAGCACGACGUACCACGAAGUCGUGACCGGUAUUUCGGUCAAAGAGGAGCCGGACCAGGUCCUCGGUGGCCUUCUGGCGGACGUGAUGGGCCUGGGAAAGACGCUUCAAGCCCUUUCAUUGGUGGCCAGUACCGUCGAAGAAGCCACAGCAUUUGCUAGGCAGAAGAUUGUUCGCGACGACCAAAACGUACUGCUGGCCAACAGUAACGCGACCUUGCUCGUAUGCCCGACCAGCACGGUGAAGAAUUGGGAAGACCAGAUCGCCCAACACGUCAAACCUGGAAGCAUGACGUACUGCGUCUAUCAUGGACCCGGUCGCGAACGCAACCCGUACAUCCUCUCGAAGUAUGACAUUGUGAUCGCGACAUACGGUGUCGUGGCUUCCGAGUUCUCCGGCAGGAGCUCGGCGAACCCCCUGAACCAGCUCAAGUGGUUCCGAGUCAUUCUGGACGAGGCACAUACGAUUCGUGAACAAAAGGCUAUCCAGUCUCAGGCAAUUUAUAGCCUCGAGGCCCAGCGUCGGUGGUGCCUAACGGGAACCCCGAUUCAAAAUCGUCUGGACGAUCUGGGGUCUCUGACCAGGUUUCUUCGACUGUAUCCAUAUGACACCGCUGGGAGGUUCAAUCAAUACAUCAGGGCGCCGGCACAGGCCGGCGACCCAGGCUUUCUAAAGGCACUGCGAGUUUUUGUUGACUCGUUCACCUUACGACGGCUGCGCGAUCGCAUCGAUUUACCCAAGAGGGAUGAUUUUGUGGUCAAGCUCGAGUUCUCGCCCGAGGAAAGGCAGCUCCACGAUUUCUUCAAACAGGUGGCUCACGUACAGAUCCGAGAACUGGCACGUACUAGGGAAAAGAACAGCGGCGUUCAGCAUCAUGUACUUCGCGGUAUCAUGACAUUAAGGUUGAUCUGUGCUCACGGACGAGAAUUGCUCAAAGAAAAGGAUCUGGAGAAACUCAAGGGCAUUAGUGCCAACGAAGCCAUCGAUGUGGAUAGAGAAGACACUCUUCCCACCAUAUCAAGGCGCGCGGCAUAUGAAUCGCUCAACCUCAUGGCCGAGGCCGAGUUGGACAAUUGCCGAAAGUGUGAAAAGAGAAUCGGGUCCGACAGUAUGCCCGAGGCUGACGAUGACGAGCAGAGGACGCGGUGCUUCAUCUUGCCAUGUUUCGACCUGGUGUGUGGCGAUUGCUUCGAGCCGGAGAGGGCGGCCUUUGACAGCCUGUCGAACAAGGAGCCGAUCGUCUGCCCGUUCUGUUCGGCACGGAUUUCUGCUCAGUACGUCGGAUUUAGCGGAUCCACCGCACGGGAAGUAUGUAUUGCACCAGACGACGACAUUGCACGGGAGGAGGAGGGCAAACUCGCCCAGGUGUACACCGGUCCCCACACGAAGACGAGGGCACUCCUCCAGGACAUUGCCAUCAUGACGGAAGAAAGCAAACCAUUGGAGGCUGCUGGAGAGCCACCGUUAAAAUGCGUGGUGUUUUCCGAGUUCACUUCCCAUCUCGACCUCAUUGGCAAGGCACUUGGCGACCACGGAUAUUCCUUUGUCCGAAUCGACGGCACCAUGUCUCUCCACCACCGGAGGCAGGCCUUGGAUACUCUUGCCUCGGACAACAGCAUCAGGAUCCUUCUCGCAUCCAUCAAAGCGGCUGGUCAAGGGUUGAAUCUCACGGCAGCAUCACGAGCCUUCAUCAUGGAACCGAUGUGGAACCCGGCGGCGGAAGCGCAAGCCGUCGAUCGGAUCUACCGAAUUGGCCAGAAGAGACCUGUGCUUGUGAAACGAUAUCAGAUCAAGGACAGCAUCGAAGGCAAGAUCGUGGAGCUCCAGAGGCGAAAACAGCAGCUUGCGGACGUGUCUAUGAAUCAAAACCACAAGCAACUGAGCAAGCAAGAAGUGCGUGAGCAACAUAUGAAGGAGAUUUUGGCAUUAUUCAAAUAA